Molecule: messenger RNA, 1624 nt
Organism: Castor canadensis (American beaver)
Lineage: Eukaryota; Metazoa; Chordata; Mammalia; Rodentia; Castoridae
Gene: Ssr1
Product: signal sequence receptor subunit 1
Cellular component (GO): endoplasmic reticulum; endoplasmic reticulum membrane
Source: RefSeq, a predicted model, not a curated record
UUCCAGAGCCCGGAUGAAGAGUAACGCCAUUACCGCCAGAGCUGCCGAGAGCAGUCGCGGAUGCGGACUGAACACUGGACCUGCGGCAGCACCAUGAGACUCCUCCCCCGCCUGCUGGUGCUUCUCUUGCUCGUGUUCCCCGCCACCGUCUUGCUUCGAGGCGGCCCCUCAGGGUCAUUAGCACUGGCUCAAGAUCUUACAGAGGAUGAAGAAACAGUGGAAGAUUCAAUAAUUGAAGAUGAAGAUGAUGAAGCAGAGGUAGAAGAAGAUGAACCCACAGAUUUGGCAGAAGAUAAAGAAGAAGAUGAUGUAUCUGGUGAACCUGAAGCUUCACCCAGUGCAGAUACUAAUCUGUUUGUGAAAGGAGAAGAUUUUCCAGCAAAUAACAUUGUGAAGUUCCUGGUAGGCUUUACGAACAAGGGUACAGAAGAUUUUAUUGUUGAAUCCCUAGAUGCUUCAUUCCGUUAUCCUCAGGACUACCAGUUUUACAUCCAGAAUUUCACAGCUCUUCCUCUGAACACUAUAGUGCCACCCCAGAGACAGGCAACUUUUGAAUAUUCAUUCAUUCCUGCAGAGCCCAUGGGUGGACGACCCUUUGGUCUGGUCAUCAAUUUGAACUACAAAGAUUUCAACGGCAAUGUAUUCCAGGAUGCUGUCUUCAAUCAAACAGUUACGGUUAUUGAAAGAGAGGAUGGGUUAGAUGGAGAAACAAUCUUUAUGUAUAUGUUCCUUGCUGGUCUUGGACUUCUGGUUGUUGUUGGCCUUCAUCAACUUCUAGAAUCUAGAAAGCGCAAGAGGCCCAUACAGAAAGUAGAAAUGGGUACAUCAAGUCAAAAUGAUGUUGACAUGAGUUGGAUUCCUCAGGAAACAUUGAAUCAGAUCAAUAAAGCUUCACCAAGAAGGCUGCCCAGGAAGCGGGCACAGAAGAGAUCAGUGGGAUCUGAUGAGUAAAUGUUCAUUUGUGCAACAAUUCAGUCUGUACUUACCCUGCCCUAAUGUUUUUCGGCCUGAUGGGAAUUAGCGCAGAGAAGUCCUGUCACCAUAGAAGGCAACUACUACUUAUGUGUGGACUGAGCAAUCAGAGUCUGUGGCAAUAAUAUUGCUGAAAAUGCACUGCACUCGUUUUUCUAAAGUAACAAAUUUGGUUUUUUUUAAGCCAUUAAAAUCUGUGUGUGCGUGUGUAUGUGAGCAGUUGGUCUGACCAGAAUCAUUGUUGAACUACCUGAAAUUUUGCCUUUAGAAUACUAAAUAUAAUGCUACUGUCUCUUUUGACAUUUUCUGAUUUUUUUACCCCCAAACUCGAGGAAUAUUUGCCCCCAUUAUGAUGAUAGAUGUCUUCCCUUGAAUUGUUUUAAGGGAAUACUUUCCUGUCUUCCUUGGAAUUGUUCAGAUCCAAACUGAUGGCACAGAUUAGCAUUUUGUUAUUGCUCUGGUAUUCUAAAGGCACAAGCAGGAGGAGCUGCUUUUUUAGCAAUAGAGUUUGUUUUGGUAUUUUGCUGCAGUUUACUAUAAUGCACACCUUGAGAAUUCUCAACUUACCAAAUGGAUUCAAGGAAUUUUGAGAUUUCUAGCAACAAAAUUGUGAAAUACAAAAAUUCUGGUGACUUUGGUACAUAAAUUUUAA